UUUCACAAAACACUUUGACUGAUGUCAAUUCAAUUGAAAAAAGAAAUCUUCAUUGAUCGCUAUCGUUCUUUAUUGAUUAUUGACUGUCACGCCACUGCCACCGCCGCCACAACAAAACUGAUUUUUAUGGUUCGGUUUUGUUUUUAAUCAAUUGAACGCGCUUUUGAAUCGUAAAAAUCUGUUUUUAGUUCGUUAUUCGUGAUAACAAUUGAAAACGUGAGUUGUUUAUAAAAUCGAUUUGCAUAAUUUACACGUUUCUACGUACACGUGUUGAACACUUUAAUCAAUGGGAUUCAGUCUAUAGAAUACACCUUCUAUUGGAAUUUCAGAUUUCAAUUCUCAGUUGAUUUUGUGUCUGAAUAGUUGAUGAUUCGUUGAAACAUGGAAAAAACAGCAUACGCUAUCUUAUCACAGAACGUCGUUAACAUUCAAUUUGUGCAGAAUCAGCGACAACAGAAUCGGAUAAAAAUUAUAGUACAAAUAAUAAUUGAAAUUUAUAGUUCAUAAGCCGUAGCUUAUUUUUGUUUUGGCAAGAAUAAGUACAAUGAAGAUAUUUCGUCGACGAGUUAACAUUGUAAGAAAACAUCGAUUUUCAUCAAAUUGUGGAAUGUUUUAUCAUUUGUGAUUAUACCUAAUUUAAGUGGGCCAUUUGAAAACAUUUUGUAAUAUUUAUUUUUUUCUUUCAAUGAAAUCACCAAAAUUGUUUAUAUUUUCCCAUGAAAAUAAUAAGGAACUGAUAACGGCCACUAAUGAAAACGCAUUGAAAAGUGUUCUCUUCCUUGUCUAACAAAAUCAAAUCACAUGUGGUGCAAAACAAAAAGCAGAUAAAUUCACACUCAAAACGUAUAUAGUUAUUGGAUAUAUUUAACUGUUGCUUCAUUGUUGGUGUGGCACUUGUCAUCAAUAAAAAAGUCACAAGUAUCUGUCGAAUCUUAUGUCAAAUGAUAGCUGCUGAAUCUUGGGUAAACUACUUAUAGACCGCGAAUGUAGGACGAUCACAGCAGUUUGAUUGUGAACGCGAAACACUCUCAACGUACAUCAAUAAUUGACUAGAGCAAGAACUAUUCUGUUGCGGCAAAUAGGGUUUCAGUGACAGUGAAAAAGUGAGACUUUCAACUAAAAUACUUUAAUUAUGAUUGACAGUUUUAUAAAUGAAAUAUAAUUGCAAAUAAACAAGAAUGGAAUUGAAAGUGUCCAAUAAUAAGUCGAAAUGUUUUUUGGAGGAAGACGAUUCGAAAACGUUGAGCUUUUUGACUUUGUAUCGGUUUGCAUCUCGUUAUGAUUUGAUUUUACUAUCUACUGGAAUAUUCUUCACAUUAAUCAAAGCAUGCAGUUGGCCAUUCCUUAUUGUUAUUUAUGGCGAAUUCACGUCUCUGCUUGUCGAUCGUACUUAUGGAAUUGGAAGGAGUACGCCAACUUUAUUUCUCAAAUGGUUCGGAGGUGGCAAAAUAUUGACUGAUGCUACCACCGAAGCGAACAAUGCCGAACUCAUAAAUGAUUCGAUUGCAUUUUUUAUUCUAUCAGCGAUUGAAACCGUUGUUCAACUAAUAGUCGGAAUCAUUUGUGUUGACUGCUUCAAUCAGGCGGCAAUCAAUCAAGUUACCCAAAUUCGAAUCAAAUACUUUGCAUCGCUUAUGCGACAAGACAUCGGCUGGUAUGACAUCGAAAAAGGAAAAUCGAAUUUCACUGUGCGACUCGCCGAUGAUAUUGAGAAGAUCAAGACGGGAAUCGCAGAGCAAGUUAGCCAUUUUCUGAAUUUAAUAUCGAGUUUCGUGAUUUGUGUUAUCAUGUCAUUCAUUUAUGGGUGGAAAUUGACGUUGAUUGUGAUAUCGUAUAUUCCAAUACUGUGCAUAAUGAACAUCGUAAUAGUUAAGGUUCAGGCAAUGUCAUCGACGAAAGAAUUAAACGCCUAUGCAAAAGCCGCAAAUAUUGUCGAAGAGGUACUGGGUGGAAUUCGAACUGUUUUUGCCUUCGGAGGCGAAAAGCUCGAAGUCGAACGAUACAAAAAGCAUUUACUACCGGCUGAAAAUGCCGCCAAAAAGAAGGGGCUGUUUGCUUGUGUCGGUGAUGCCGUUACGCGUUUCUUGUAUUUCGCCAGUUGUGCUUUGUCAUUCUGGUUCGGCGUUCAGUGGGUUAUUGAAGACAGAGAUAAAGAAGAUAAGAGCUACACUACAGCUGUUCUGAUAACAGUGUUUCUUAGUUUACUCACCGGCGCAGAAAAUUUAGCUCGGAUCUCACCGUAUAUAGAAUCAUUUGCAGCCGCACGUGGAGCGGCGAAAAAUAUUUUCGCUGUGAUUGAUCGACCAUCAAAAAUUGAUUCAAUGAAAAACGAUGGGAAAUUGUUGGAUUUAACUAAAGUCAAAGGGAACAUUGAAUUUAAGAAUCUUUUCUUCAACUAUCCAUCUCGAUCCGAUGUACAGAUAUUGAAUGGCUUGAAUUUGAAAAUCGAAGCCGGUCAAACGGUGGCGCUUGUCGGUAAUUCAGGCAAUGGAAAGUCAACUUGUUUGCACCUUUUGCAACGAUUCUACGAUCCAGACGGAGGCGCCGUGCUUAUCGAUGAUUGCGACAUACGCGAAUUCAAUAUCAAUUCGUUGCGAUCGAGUAUCGCGAUUGUCAGUCAAGAGCCGGUACUGUUUUCAAUGACAAUCGGUGAAAAUAUUCGCUACGGUAACCCAAGUGCUACUGAUCAACAGGUCAUUGCCGCUGCUCAAAUGUCCGGCGCUCAUGAUUUCAUUUCUCGUUUGCCGCAAGGCUACAACACAAUGGUCGGUGAGUUUGGUUCACAGUUCUCGGGCGGACAGAGACAAAGAAUCGCCAUCGCACGUGCUCUCAUUCAAAACCCGAAAAUCUUACUUCUGGACGAGGCCACAUCAGCACUCGACUAUCAUUCGGAAAAGUUUGUGCAACAAACACUGGAUCGAGCAAGCGAAGGAAGAACAACAAUCGUUGUAUCGCAUCGAAUGUCUGCCAUUAAAAAUGCCGACCGCAUCGUAUUCAUUGACAAAGGCCAAGUCAUCGAAGACGGAACUCACAGCGAAUUGAUCGAAUUGCGAGGGCGCUAUUACGAAAUGGUAAAAUCCACUCAUGACGAUCUAGAAGAAUCAAACGGAUCGGAGAAAGAUAAAGAGAAUGACGAAAGAAAAAUUUCGGAAGUCAAACAGCAUGCAGGGUAUCACGAGUUCUCAUCGGAGGAGUUCGAAAUUUUGGAAAGUCAAGAGCGAGAUUCGGUUCAAUAUUGGAAGAGCUUCAAACGUAUUUUGGGACUUCUCAAACCUGACUGGAUCAUUCUGACUGUAGCCAUCGUGUCGGCCAUUGUAUUAGGAUUCUCCCUUCCUCUUUUCUCAAUCGUUUUCUCUGAAAUCUACGCUACUUUGUCCAUUCCGAACAGAGAAGAAGCACUGGAAAAAGUACUUCAGUUGUGUUUGAUAUUCUUAGGAAUUGGCGUGCUCAUGUUUGCAAUGGCGAUUUCUCAGACUUUAUUAUUGGCAAAAGCUGGUGCCCGUCUGACUCGGCGUGUUCGGCUAAUGACUUUUGGAGCGAUGAUGCGUCAAGAGUGUGGCUGGUUCGAUGAAGAAGACCAUUCUGUGGGAAUUCUGGCAUCCUAUUUGAGCGGAGACGCCGCGAGUGUUCAAACUGCCGUGGGAUUCCCAUUGUGUGUGAUUCUUCAGUCGGUUUCAACGGUGGUUCUCGGUAUAAUCAUUGCGAUUUCCACAUCUAUCAAGCUUACAGCCAUUUGUUUUAGUGCCUUCGUCUUGAUGGUGGUGAUUGUUUUGAUGGAAGCCAGAAAUUUAUCGAAAUCAGAAAUGGUUGAAAAGGAUGCAAUUGCUGUAGGAAUGAAAGUCGCAACUGAGGCGAUUUCGAACAUCAGAACCGUUGCUAGCUUAAGACAAGAAAAGUCGACGAUUUCACGGUUUACCAGCGAAAUGGAAAAUGUUCAAAAAAUUUCUCGAAAGAAGGUUAUUUGGCGUGGACUUUUGAAUUCUAUUACUCAAGCAAUUCCAGGCUUAGCUUAUGGAUUCGCACUAGCCUACGGAGGCUAUAGGGUGGCGGAGAGGGAGCUGCAUUAUAAAUAUGUUAUACGAGUUUGUGAAGCAAUGCUAUAUGGAGUCAUUGUUAUGAGUCAAACAUUAGUGUUCGCUCCAACAAUUAUAACAGCUUUUACGGGAGCUCAUCGUUUAUUCAAAAUUAUUGAUCGCAAACCAUUGAUUGAUUCGCCGAAUAUUUCGAACAAAUGUAGAAAAGCAGACAAAUGCAACGACAUCAAAUUCCAGCGGAUCGAUUUCCGAUAUCCAACUCGACCAGAUGUUCAAAUUUUGAACGGAUUCAAUUUGAAUAUUAUAGAAGGGAAGACUGUGGCAUUGGUUGGACCGUCAGGCUGUGGUAAAUCGACAUGCAUCCAACUAUUGCAAAGACUGUACGAUCCGGAACAAGGGCGUGUUCACAUCGGUCUCGACGAAAUAUCCAGUGACAUUACUUUGAAAGAUCUUCGAUCGAAGCUCAGUAUUGUGUCUCAAGAACCAACUCUAUUCGAUAGAACCAUAGCUGAGAAUAUCGCGUACGGUGAUUGUAGUCGAAAAGUGACAAUGGACGAAAUCAUCGACGCCGCCAAAAUUGCAAACGCACACAAUUUUAUUGUUCAGUUACCUCAGGGAUACGACACAAAUGUGGGCAGCAGAGCCACUCAACUCUCUGGAGGACAAAAGCAACGCAUUGCCAUUGCUCGAGCGCUCAUUCGCAAUCCGAAGAUCUUACUUCUCGAUGAAGCGACGUCGGCUUUGGAUCUGCACAGCGAAAAAACCGUUCAAAUAGCAUUGGACUCGGCUCGAUCGGGACGAACUUGCAUAACCAUUGCUCAUCGUCUCAGCACAAUACAGAACGCAGACAUCAUUUGCGUUGUUCAAAGCGGCAGGAUAGUCGAAUCGGGCUCCCACACCGAAUUGCUCGCAUUGAAUGGAAUCUACACUCGUUUGUACAAUGCUCAGAAAUAAUCUAAAAUCUAAGAAUGAAUACCAAUUGUAUAUCCAAAGUGCCAAAAUUCAUAUUAAAGAUUUCACUUGGCUAA
Molecule: messenger RNA, 5062 nt
Organism: Sitodiplosis mosellana (orange wheat blossom midge)
Lineage: Eukaryota; Metazoa; Arthropoda; Insecta; Diptera; Cecidomyiidae
Product: multidrug resistance protein homolog 65-like
Exons: 16
Coding region: 1179-4988 (1269 amino acids)
Biological process (GO): transmembrane transport
Cellular component (GO): membrane
Molecular function (GO): ABC-type transporter activity; ATP binding; ATP hydrolysis activity
Source: RefSeq, a predicted model, not a curated record